Drosophila willistoni is the source of this 835-nucleotide messenger RNA. RefSeq names its product extensin. The transcript has 2 exons. NCBI's taxonomy places the organism in Eukaryota, Metazoa, Arthropoda, Insecta, Diptera, Drosophilidae. Bases 1 to 771 code for a protein of 256 amino acids. The record is from RefSeq and is a predicted model, not a curated record.
AUGCCCGUUUACAACUUCCUGGUCAUGCUUCUGCUGGCCUUGCUAUUCAUUGCAGCUGCUGCUGCAUUCCUCAUUGGCCUCUGUCGUGCGGAUGUGUCGGAAAUAAAAGCUCCCAAAGAUGAUGUAUCAGUGCCGUUCAAUGAUUUAUUGCCGCCACUGUUGGCAGACUCAACGACGGCAGCAGUAGAAGCAAAAACAACAACAACAACCACAACUGGUAAACCGCAGACGACAACAUUGAUAACCAAACCCACAAAGAAAUCCUAUUAUCAGCAGCAACAGACCCAGCUCAGCAAGGAAGAGAAAUUGAAAUCCGGUACCAAUAAGCAGCAAAUACAACUGUUAUCCCUAGACUUGUUGCCACCAUUUGAGGAUACCAGCAACAAGGAAGACACACCGGAAGCGAAGCCCACAACAAGUAGACCAAUUCCCAAAAGCCAGCCCCCCCAGCAUGUUGCCAAGGUUCAACCAAGUGUUGCCAAGGUUCAACCAUUUGUUGCCAGAGUCCAGUCCCAGCCCCAGCCCCAGUCCAAGCCCCAGCACCAGGUCCAGGUCCAGGCCGUGCCCAAACCCCAGCCACAUGUUGCUAGACCACAAAUUUCUCGUUUUGCCAGCAUAACACCCACUUCCAAUCCUUCAGCUUUGCGUCAACAUUUGCCCUCGUCACCAUUUUUCUCGGCCCAGUUUUCCAACUAUUUCCAAUCAAGCACGCCGAGACCGCGUCGUGGCCCGCUGCCAACACUAACACCCUUUCCCCAUCACAUUAAAUAAGUAUAUAGUAGCAAAUAUUAAUUAAAAUUAGAUAAGCAAGCAACGAGACAAGAAUUGAAAAAUA